AUUAUAAACAUCAACUUCAUGCUCCAGGAUCUGCUACCUUUUUGACGUAAAUAUGAGAUAAUUUUCUCGUCCUAGGCUCAGAUCUCGAAAGCGAAAUAUCGGAAGCGUUAAAGUGUCAACACCGAAGAUUAAAUAUGCUUUUUGUCAGGUAGAAAAUGAAAUUUUAUCACCGUAAUGGUUUUAUCAUGGCCGAACGAUCACAAACUCGCUGAAGAUGAAGGGUGUUUAACCCAAACGACAAUGGAAAGAAAGUCUGAAGUCUGGAUCGCUAGUGACUGUUGUUAAAGGACAGAAAUAUGAACGUAAAAACCGAAGACUUUACGAUCACAAGGAUCGAUUCACUGGAUCAAAACGGCGGGCUUUCCCCUGGAGGAAAAUCUGUUGGGGAUUUCUUGCCAAAACCAGAGAGCGAUCAAAGUCAAGCUUCGCCGAACAAAGAUCAUCCUUCAAAUUCGCCUUCUCUGGCCGGUCUUUUACAGCGUUUAUUAGGAUGUCUGAAACCUGUGUGGAUGAUUCUCGGUAAGGCUUCAAAAGAGCGGAAAUCAGAUUCGUGGGUUAUUCCAUUUGACGAAAUUGGCGAGCUGGAAUGGUUGGGUUCUGGCGCGCAAGGGGCAGUAUUCUUGGGACUUUAUGCUGGACAACAAGUCGCAGUGAAGAAAGUUCGUCGCGAGGCCGAUACCGACAUUAAACACUUGAGGAACAUAAAUCAUCCGAACAUUGUCAAAUUCAGAGGAAUAUGCAACCAGGCUCCAGUUCACUGCAUAGUUAUGGAAUUUUGUCCUAAUGGUCAACUAUAUGAGGUUUUACGUAAUGGACGUCAAAUCACUCCUUCCUUACUGGUGAAGUGGUCAAAGCAAAUUGCAGAUGGAAUGCAUUAUCUUCAUGUUCACAAAAUUAUUCACCGGGAUUUGAAGUCUCCAAAUGUCCUUGUUGGUGCAGAUGACCUGCUCAAAAUAUCUGACUUUGGUACCUGUAAGGAAUUCAGUGAAAAGAGUGCUAAGAUGACAUUUGCUGGAACUGUUGCUUGGAUGGCUCCUGAAGUUAUCAGAAAUGAGCCCUGCUCUGAGAAGGUUGAUGUAUGGUCAUUUGGUGUCCUUUUGUGGGAGUUACUCACAGGAGAAAUGCCCUACAGGGAUGUGGAUUCCUCUGCCAUAAUCUGGGGAGUUGGCAGCAACAGUUUACAUCUCCCUGUGCCAACCACCUGUCCAGAAGGCUUUAAACUGCUUAUGAAACUUUGUUGGAAUAGUAAACCAAAGAAUCGGCCAUCUUUCCAACAAGUUCUUCUUCAUGUAGACAUUGCAGCUGGAGACGUGAUCAAAACUCCACAGGAGUUUUAUUUGAACCGACAAAUAACAUGGAGGGGGGAAAUCAAGGAACAGUUUGAAAAGAUGAAGAAUAGAAGCAGUGUACACAUGCAGAAUCUUCAACAACUGCAAAAACUUGACGAGGAACUCAUUAGAAGAAGGAAGGAAGAACUUCGACAUGCUCAGGAUAUCCGAGUUCAUUACGAGCAGAAGUUGGAGAGAGCUAACAGUUUGUACAAAGAAUUAAACGAAUGUAUGCAGCAUCUGGAAGCCCGAGAAAAGGAACUUCUCAGGUGAUAAUAAAGACUGAAGCUAAAGAGGGAUUUAAUUUGUUUUGGUACGGGAAAGGAAACAGUCUCAAGUACCCCGCUUGGAAUCAAAUUUGAGAUUUGAGAUCUCCUCACUCCGAUUCUCUAUCGCCUUAACAUCAAUAUGCAUAUUCUCCAUGCUGUUCUCUACACACAUCCUUAAGUGC
Molecule: messenger RNA, 1779 nt
Organism: Pocillopora damicornis (cauliflower coral)
Lineage: Eukaryota; Metazoa; Cnidaria; Anthozoa; Scleractinia; Pocilloporidae
Product: mitogen-activated protein kinase kinase kinase 12
Biological process (GO): protein phosphorylation
Cellular component (GO): cytoplasm
Molecular function (GO): ATP binding; protein serine/threonine kinase activity
Source: RefSeq, a predicted model, not a curated record